UCUCACUUUGAUGAUACUUAUCCUUGUCCUCCAGAAUCCACAUAUUUAAACCCCUCAAUCCAUCGAACCGUCGAUCCAACUUCGCCAUCAUCAUGUCGUCCGGUCUGAACGCUGCCAACAGGAAUAGCACCCCUGAAGGGUCUAGCUCUCUCCGUCCUCCCAACAGCCGCAGCGCCAUCGGCGCUGGUCACCACUUGCGGGCCUCCGCCGACAUGGGUGGCUUCUCCUCUCCUCUCACGAAUCGUGGCCUUCGUCCCAAUUCCGAGAUCUACUUUGGACGGAACAACACCAACUCUGGCAACCCGGACGAAAUGGAACGUGCUGCUCAGCAAUGGCUUGCAGACAUUGACCAGUACGAGGUCACUCUCGAGGAGAUGGCUACGGCCACCUUGGACCAGGACUUCAAGGACGAAUUGAGCGCCAUCGAACAAUGGUUCCGCGUACUGAGCGAGGCUGAGAGGACCGCUGCUUUGUACGCUCUGCUUCAGCAGACCACUCAGGUGCAGAUUCGCUUCUUCAUCCAGGUUCUGCAGCAGAUGUCCAAGAGCCUGCCCAUGUCGGGUGUCUUAUCUCCAGCCAAUUUUGGCGAGAAGGAUCCAAUGACUCAAAAGUUGACCGACGCCAUGAGCAAAUUGACUGCGGGAGACCGCAGCUCUGUAGGAAUUGGCCGCCCACCUCCGUCCCCUGGUGCUAAGCGCAAUUCCGGCCUGGACACUACGAUGAUCAACCGCAUGUUCCCAGACGCUGCUGCUGCCAUCGCCAAGCAGAAGGCCGAGUUCACCGACAUCACAGGCCUGGCACCGGCAUCCAAUCGCAACAGCACGGUAGGAGACCGCAGCUCUUUGGUUGCCCCGAUCAUCUCAGCCCCCGAUGAGAACAACAGGAAGGAAAACGCUGCACCACUCUCACCGUGGAAUGAAGGCCAGCGUCCUAAGUCUUCGGGUCAACACCAGCCUAUGGGUCAGUUCUCUCAGCCUCCUCCCUCCGCAGGCUUGCGCUCACCUCGCCUGCCUCUCUCUGGCGAUGGCGGCAAUGUACAACAAACCACACUUAAUGCUCCGGAUCCAAAUGCUGCCAACAUGCCAAUGCUUUCCCCAUCCUAUGCCCCAGGUGGCAGCUGGGCUUCGCAAUUGAGCACGCCAAUGGUAGGCAAUUUUGGCCAACAAUCGGCCACGCAGGCCGAUAUGGUCGCCAAUGCUACGGCCAUGAAAUUGGCUGCUCUUUCUACCGUUAACAACCGUAUCCAACUUGACGAUGUCAAGAAGUACCGCCGAGCUCGGUCCUCAGAGGGUGGAGCUGGAAAUGUUCCCCUUUCUCCAGGUCUUGUUCUCACCCCACAGCAAGCAGCCGCUCUGCAGGCUCAACAGCUCGCCGUUAUGCAAGGUCAUCGUUCGCGCCCUAACUCCCCCGGUAUCGCCAUGCAGGGACAGGGUCUCGGCGCUAUGAACUUCGCAUCACCCCAGAACAACGGCUUCUUAGCGGCGGACUACGGAUCUUCUCCUCUCAUGAACAAUGGCCUGGCCGGGUUGACUCUCAGCCAGUUCGGCCUCGGCGUACCCGGUGAAUCUCAUCCUGGCUAUCUCUCCGACCACGGUGAGAUCAACCGGGGAAGGUCUCCAAGGGGUCGACGUGGCUCAUCCAAGCCUCCGGAGGACCCUACUGAUCCCACCCUCCUCCAAGACAUCCCAAGCUGGCUUAGGAGUCUCCGUCUACACAAGUACACCGACAACCUGAAAGACCUAAAAUGGCACGAAUUGAUCGAGCUGGAUGAUGAGGGUCUUGAGAAGCGCGGUGUCAACGCACUGGGUGCACGACGAAAAAUGUUAAAGGUCUUCGAACAGGUCAAAGAGGCCAAGGAUGCAGGCAAGCUGAAAUAAGCAUGCCGUGCUGGAAUCCUAUUUUCCGACAACAUAGUUUGCACAUUAGAUAAUGAUUUCGGAUCGACGCAUCGUAGCCGGUCACAGGUGUCCACUACUUCUACCGAUUCUCCACGUCUGUAUUCUUUAUCCAGCGAGGGUUAGACGCAAAUGGAACAGGGACAGGAGGGCGUUAGUCUCUGGACGAGAGGAACACCUUUGGAUGUCGAAUGACAUGUUAUGCAUAUAUGCUCUAAAUUUGCUUAUUUUAUUCCAUGCUCGUUAGUUACGGGGGUUGCUGGUAGCGAAGAGGAAGAUAAUGACGAAAAUUCGAUAGUU
Messenger RNA from Aaosphaeria arxii CBS 175.79, 2195 nucleotides. RefSeq lists its product as uncharacterized. Gene Ontology annotation, biological process: nuclear-transcribed mRNA poly(A) tail shortening; regulation of mRNA stability. The record is from RefSeq and is a predicted model, not a curated record. The coding region runs from base 93 to 1877 and encodes 594 amino acids. Gene Ontology annotation, cellular component: P-body. NCBI's taxonomy places the organism in Eukaryota, Fungi, Ascomycota, Dothideomycetes, Pleosporales. Gene Ontology annotation, molecular function: translation repressor activity; protein binding; mRNA binding. The transcript is spliced from 4 exons.